AGUUGUUUCUUUCUAUAAACACACAAAGCGUGAGACGAAGCCCGUUUUAUUUAUUUAUUAUUUAAUUCGUUUUUCCUAUUUAUUUAAUAUAUCCGCUAGAAUAUUUUUCGAGAAUUAGAUAAAUAUUAUCGAAAUUUCCCGCUAAGGAUAAGUAGAAAAAGAAAAGAAAUUAUAGAUUAGAAGAUGAACUGAUAUAAAAUUUCUGAUGUUAUCUAAAAAGAAAGAUUUAAAAUAUUUAAGUGAUGGUGUUGCUGGAAAAUACGUUAAAAAAGAAACACCACCAAAUCUUCCCAUUGUUAAUGUAUGGACAACUAUAAAUCAUCAACCUCGUAAAAAAAAUCCUGCCUUUCAGCGAAAAGGGGGAAACACCGGAGAAGUUCAGCAACCUGUGCAGCCAACCAGUUUAGCCCAAAAAUGUGCUAAAGCAUCACAGAAUCACACACAAAAUUCCAAUAGGUUAUCACCAUUAAAUCAGACAUCAAACCAAAAUAUUGGGCCAUUAUUAAGAUCAUCAUCUCCUCUACAAUCAGCAUCAUCUACUAGCAUUGGAGCACAGAGAAAUGUUGGUGAUUCCAGUCAGCCAUCAUCAUCUAAAGUAACAAAUGUUCCCUUGUCUAACAGAUUAUAUAUCCCUUCCACACCUGAAACUUAUCCAAGAUUUCAGCAAGUACAAAAUAAUGACAACAGACAUUUACCUAGUUUGGGACAGUCACGAAUCUAUGUUAACCCUUAUGUAACUAGUACAAGUUCUGAAAAUAAUAAUUCUGAAAAUCUUAUUGAAGAUCUUCAGACAGAAGGAAAAGCAAUCGCUUCUCCAGUUCCUCUUGUAGAUCAAUCUUUUACAUGUCGAGAUCAGGAUGAUAAUUACCAAGUUCAGUUAUACCAUGAACAAAUUAGGCAACAAUACUCACAGGAACAAGUUUCUUUUCAGCAGCCAGUACAAGAUGUUAAUGUUUCAGUUGCUUCUGCAUCUGGAAUAGUAAGCAGUACACCAAGUAUUCAACAGUAUGCUCCUGUUUAUCAAACUACAGCAGCAGCAUAUUCUACAGCAUUAAUUGCUACUUCACAUGUGCAACAGUCAGUAGCCAGCAGCCAAAGUAUCCAACAUCCAUUAACAGCAGCAGCGACACCAACAUCUCCAGUACCCAUUUUAAAUCCUGCAACACAUGCACCAUUAAAUACUAGUAAUCCACCUGUUCAAGAAGAAAGUAAUCAUCAUCAACCAUUCACGCAACAAGAAGAACUUCCACUUCCACCGGGAUGGUCUGUUGACUAUACUAUGAGAGGUCGUAAAUAUUAUAUAGACCACAAUACCAAGACAACACAUUGGAGUCAUCCAUUUGAAAAAGAAGGUUUACCCACUGGAUGGGAAAGGAUUGAAUCACCAGAUUUAGGUGUCUAUUAUGUCAAUCAUGUCACAAAAAUUGUUCAGUAUGAACAUCCGUGUGCCACUCAGUACGGUCAACAAAACUGCGGAAUCCAACCGACACUGUCCAUUGCUCAAACGAGGCAGCCUCCUCCGAGACAUACCGAUUUCCAUCAGCAUAAUGUUUUAGUUCCUGCAAAUCCAUAUUUAACAGAAGAAAUUCCUCAUUGGCUUUAUGUAUAUUCGAGAGCACCGCCAGAACUUGAUUAUAAGUUAAAGUGGCAAUUAUUUCGUCUACCCGAAUUAGACUGCUUUCAGGGAAUGUUAAAUAGAUUGCAUCGACAAGAAUUAGAAGGUAUAGUCAUGAAAUACGAAGCAUAUCGUCUGGCGUUACUUCGCGAGAUGGAAAGAAGACUUAUUGAACAUCAGUAGCUUUUCUUAGGUUUUAUUUUAUUAUGUAGCAAAUAUUUUAUGUUUAGUUUUAGAAGGAAUUAAGAUUUAGCCACUUUAAUGAUUUUAAUGGCAUAAACUUUUAAAUGUUGAUGACAUCUAAAAAUAUUUAGAAGUCUUAGAAUGAAAAAAAGAGAGCAUUUUAUUGAUAAAGAAUUUAUCACUAUUAUUUACAUUGUUUUUUGAAGCAACAAUCAGUUAAAUUGUUUAGCAUCUCUAAUAAUUGAUUCCAUCUAAUUUUGUUGUUAUUUCCAUUCUAAAUGACAUAAAAGUGUUAGAAGUAGGUUUUAUUUUUAGUUUUAAUAAAAACUUGCAGAGAAUUGCUAUACCAGAAUUUUAAGUUGUAAAUCAAAGUUCAAAAUAGGAAUUCUACCAAAAAACUAAAUUUCUGCUUUCAUGAUGAUUAAUUUUAGUAUCUGUGACAAAACUUGUGUAUUUUCUUGUGGGUUGUUUAUAUUAUAUUGCUAUAAAUGUGCCUUAGUAUUUUGAUGAAAAGUGAUGUUUUUUCAUGUUUUUCCAAAAAUUUUACUUGCAUUCAAGUGAAAUUUAAUUAGAAAAAUUGUUAACUUGUCUCAAAAUAUUUCCGGAUGAUAAUGGAUAUGUUAGAAUGAUCUUUAGAGAAGAAAUGCCAUUCAUUUAAAAAUUCAUAUUAACUCAUUAAUCUAAGUUUCAAAGAACAUAAACUUAGAAAGCAAUAUAACUUUUUAUGAAGAGAAGAAAAAAACAUAUUGAAUCACAAAAUUUAAACAUAAACAGGAUGUUUAUUCAGAGUGAAAAUAUUGUAAAAUGAUGUUAGUGCUUUAGAACAAUGAAAGUUAACAUUCUGUGAAAAUUCCAUUACAGAUUUUAAAAAAGAUAUGCAAUAAGAUUUGUUUAGGAAGGUUUAUUAAAAUGUUUGUUUGUAUUCUAAACCCUUGCUCAACCAAUUACCAUUCAUUUUAUUUUAAAUACUUGAAGAUUUAUUGCUUAUCUUCAAACUCUGGUGUUGAAUUUAAUUGUAAUUUAUUGUGAAAUUUAUUUGCAAUGUUUAGUACAACUUGUUUUCCACAGAUAUUAAUAAUAUGCCACACAAGUUAGAUAAUUUGAAAAGUUGCAUUUUCAAUUAUUAAACUUCAAAUCAACGAAAGUUUAUUGCAUAUAAUAACUGUCGUAAAAAUUUUUGUUUCUAGUGGAAUUUUAAAUAUAUUUAUUACUGAAGUUAAAAAAAAUUUACUAUUAGCUGGAUAUUUUUUCUUCAAGCAGAUGAUCCUGAAAGAUGCAAUUGAUUAUAAAUUAAACUUUAACACAUUUACUGACAGAAAAAACUGCAAGUAGUAUGGGAAAUAUUUUUUAAUUGGAUUUUAGCUUUGUGCUAUUUUUAUUGCAGAGAAUUUAUCCUCUGUACUAUAUAUAUAUUGUCAGUUGUGAUAAGAUACUUAUUUAAAUUGAUAAAACGUUGUGUCAAAGUUAUUCCAGUUGACAAUUCAUUGAUAUGUAAGUAUUAUAUGGAACCUAUUUAUCUUUGGCAUCUUUCCAAAACAUAUGAUCUAGAUCAAUUAAUAUUCUGAAAAUGUAAAUAACUAAAGCCAUCAUUAAUAUUUUUGAAGUAUCUCGUGUGCACCUUUUGGAAACAAAAGUGUUUUUCUUAUUCGUCUUCAAUAUUUGCUAAAUUGUUAUAUCAUAAAUCUGCACUUAGAUUAGUAAUGGUGAUAGAAAAAAAUAUUAUAGUAUCACAAAGCAUAUCUGAGAUUGUUUUUUCAGUAGCAUAAUUAUUUGAAAUUUUCAGUAAGACUUUAAGAUUCAAAUUGCCAAUUAGGCAUUUACUUUUAUUGACAAAUGUGCAGAGUGCUUUUGAGCUGUGUGUCUACAGAUCAAAAUUUGAGUAGUUAGUAUUUAUUUACUAUUGUACUGAAUUAUUAUGACCUGUCUUCAAUAUAUAGAAUACAAAAAAAAUUAAAUUUUAUUAUAAACUGAAUGUUAUUCUGCAGAACUCAAUUACUUAUUACCAAAAAUAGUGUGAUAGAACUGUGAAAGUUACAUAUGUGCCUUUUGAAAAAUUUUAUUAAAUUAACUAAAAUGACUGAUGCAACCAAAUCCAAAGUCAAUAUUAUGAUUUGCUUUUGACUGUUACAUCAAUUGUAACAAAAGUCUUAUUGUUAGGUAAUUUUUUUCUUUUCCUUUAUAUUCUUUUAUAGAAUGCAAUCUAGUUUUUAUAUUAUAACUGCACUGCAAAAUAAAUCCAGUAUUUCAACUGCAAAGUUAUGUAAUAAAAUAUAUGCAAAGAUGACAAAGAAAUUUUAAGUAUCUAAUGUUUACAAGUUUAUGAAAAUACAUUCUUACUUAUGCAUCAAAUUCAAUAUAUACAGUACAAAAUCAAUGCACUCUUCAUUUAAAUUUUAUUCCUGUUUUUAACUAUUGUAUUUGUCAAAAUGAUAAUUGUGUAUAUAAUUUUCAAAGUAUUGAAAUUUAAUCUAACAUUCAAAAAUAUGCAUACCUAUUUUGGUAAUGAAAAUAGCAAUAUAAUCAAGACGUAGUAAAAGGUUCUCUCGAUUUUGGCACCGACUCCUAAGAUGCUUUGUUACAGGAUUUACGAUUCUGGUAGAAGUUUUUUAUAUGUAUAUACAUAUUGGUGCCAUAUUUUAGAAUUUAAACUGUAAUAAUUUGGUAGUUUUAUAGGCAAAACUUUUCUAUGUCACUCGAUGCUUAUAAUGCUUUUUAUCAUCAAUGAGUGGAGAGAUAAAUAUGUAGUAUUUAUUAAAACUUAGAUUCUUGACAAUUAGCAGAGAAAAUGUAGGAUCUUAAAAUUGCCAUAGUUGACAUUACUUCUGUAACGACAUGAAUAAAAAUCUUUUAACACUGCGUUAGGUUUUCAAAGAAUAGUAAACAUGAUGAUUAAUAUAGAAAUACAUUGUAAAUUUAGAGAACUAAAAAUGUAUUUUUCAAAACCCGACGAGAAUGGCCACAUUUCUUUCGACUCCAGAAGAAACGUGGCCAUUCUUGUCGGGUUUUGAAAAAUAUGUUUUUUAGUUCUCUAAAUUUAAGACGUAUUUCUGGAUUAAUUGAUAUUAUAAGCCAAUCCGUGAUAGUAAGAUUUCAAGUUUCUAUAUUGUUAGCACUUUCUACAACACAAGAUACCUGCGUAAACAAUAUAAAUUUGCUAAGCUGCUCAAGUGCUAUACAUAAAUUGGUUGUACUUUGUACUGUAAAUUUUUAUAAACUUGAUAUUUUUUAUUUGUAAAAAGCUGGCACGA
This is a messenger RNA of Centruroides sculpturatus (bark scorpion), 5046 nucleotides long. RefSeq names its product scaffold protein salvador-like. The record is from RefSeq and is a predicted model, not a curated record. The transcript is spliced from 8 exons. The coding region runs from base 206 to 1798 and encodes 530 amino acids. Lineage: Eukaryota; Metazoa; Arthropoda; Arachnida; Scorpiones; Buthidae. Gene Ontology annotation, molecular function: molecular adaptor activity; protein binding. Gene Ontology annotation, biological process: hippo signaling; regulation of cell population proliferation; apoptotic process.